GUCGUCGGCGGCCUCGGCGUCGCGGCGCUGCACGCCGUGGCGCUGCCAUUUCUGCUGCCGGCGCUGCGCAAGCACUGCCUGCCCUACGUGGCGGCGAACGCGGAGCAGAUGGAGCUGCUGACCGCCGCCGCGCGGCGACGGAACCUGCGGAGGGUCGUCGACCUCGGCAGCGGCGACGGCGUCGUCUGCGUCGAGCUCAGCAGGCGGCUCGGCAUCGUGACCGUGGGCCACGAGCUCAACCCCUGGCUCGUCUGGUACUCGCGGCUCCGGGCGCGCGCCGCGGGCGUGCACCACCUGUGCACGUUCCACCGCGGCGACAUGUUCGACGCCGAUUUGACGGGAGCGGACGGCGUCGCGCUCUUCGUCGUGCCCGCGAUGAUGGCCGACCUCGAGGCCAAGUUCGCCCGCGACCUGGACGUCGACGCCGUCGUCCUCGCGGCGCGCUUCCCGCUGGCGACC
Molecule: messenger RNA, 459 nt
Organism: Aureococcus anophagefferens
Lineage: Eukaryota; Pelagophyceae; Pelagomonadales; Pelagomonadaceae
Exons: 1
Biological process (GO): regulation of mitochondrial ATP synthesis coupled proton transport; positive regulation of proton-transporting ATP synthase activity, rotational mechanism; peptidyl-lysine trimethylation
Cellular component (GO): mitochondrion
Molecular function (GO): protein-lysine N-methyltransferase activity
Source: RefSeq, a predicted model, not a curated record